Molecule: messenger RNA, 1101 nt
Organism: Penicillium cosmopolitanum
Lineage: Eukaryota; Fungi; Ascomycota; Eurotiomycetes; Eurotiales; Aspergillaceae
Exons: 4
Coding region: 1-1101 (366 amino acids)
Source: RefSeq, a predicted model, not a curated record
AUGCCACCCAAAAGAAAGUCCACAGACGCAGUGCAGUCUGCGGAAGCCCAGAAACGAGCCAGAUCUGGCCAGGACACCGCUCCCUCUAAGCUUGAACUUCCCCGUAACCUACGCCUGACUCCGGGGUCUACGACUUCAGAUGCGGAUAUCGCAUGGACCAAACUUUGGAAAGACCCUGCCAAGGCCUUCGAAUACGUAUCUAUAGCUCCAUUGCACUACGGAAACAAAAGCACCCCCGGGGAUGACGGUGAGGACUUCGAAGACGAGGAUGAAGAAGACGAAGACGAAGGCGAAGAUGAGGAGGGUACUUUCCUUGGCGCGAAGCCCCUGGACAAAAGUUCAGAUAAUUCCUGGAUUAUCACCCACGCUGGAUUUGAAAAGUGUGCGUCGGCUCAACGUCUUUGUAUAACCCGCGACCCGGACGGGCUCGCAAUGUACACAUUUAACGAUCACUACGGGUACGGUACCCUCGAGCUUGUUGAGAAUUUCAUGCUGGACUUCGACCUGGCGAAGAGCAAUUGGAAAGAGCAGUGGACACUCUGCGAAGCACUGGGUCUAUUUAUCCGUCAUGGUUCGGCCGAUGCAAUGAUGCAAAUCGACGACAGUGAAGGCGCGGAAACAAUUUCUCGACUUAUCAAGACUAUGUUCCUGACCAUGCUCGCUACACUGGAGCGUAACUCAGUUCUGAAACCGGAUUCAGAGAUCAAGAAUCUCGGCCAUAUGAUGGCGCUCUGGCUACGACUCUCCGAAGACCCCAGCUCCAUAUUUGGUGUCUUGCAGGAAUCUGCUGGAACUCGCCGAUUGGGGAGAGACCUGGACCCCCUCAAGAAAGUUGUGUUAGUGAAGGCUAAUAAGGUUAAGCUCCCUGCACCUGACGCUAAGAAGAAUGACCCUUGGAACUGGGCCAAGGCCUUGAGGGAUUAUGAACGCAACUACACCAUAUCGAUUCUUGGAUUCGCGUCACGUCAGGUUGGUGGUGAUCAGCUAGAUGUGUCAGCAUGGACCUCUAAGAGGCGUGCAAUGUGCGCUUUCGAUGAGAAGGAUCCUAUUACUGAGGAAGUUAGGAACUCUCUAAAGCCUCCUGGUGGGGGCCCACAAUAA